Gossypium raimondii (Peruvian cotton) is the source of this 1574-nucleotide messenger RNA. Its product is annotated as transcription factor MYBS3. Gene Ontology annotation, molecular function: DNA binding. Lineage: Eukaryota; Viridiplantae; Streptophyta; Magnoliopsida; Malvales; Malvaceae. The record is from RefSeq and is a predicted model, not a curated record. The transcript is spliced from 3 exons. The coding region runs from base 293 to 1354 and encodes 353 amino acids. Gene Ontology annotation, biological process: response to auxin; response to gibberellin; response to ethylene.
GUGAUCCUCUAAUCCUGAAACCAUGAUCUAAAUCUCAAAAUUCCUAUAUCACCCUUUACCUCAUAUCGUCCCCAUUUUAUACUCCUCCCUCCUUAAUCUCACUUCAUUUUCAUGCAACCUCCCCUCCUUUCUUUCUAACAAAACCUUUCUCUCUCUUCUUAUUUUGUAUUAAUCUGUUCUUGGUUUUCUUUUUCAAUUAUAUUGAUAAAUAGAUAAAAACCGAUCACCUUUUGUUGUUGUUGUUGUUGUUGCUGCUGCUUUUUCUUUGAUUUUGGUUUGGCUCGCGGGAGUCAUGACUCGGCGAUGCUCGCAUUGUAGCAACAACGGCCACAACUCCCGCACCUGUCCCACGCGCGGUGGCGGUGGCGUUGGCUGCGGAGGAGUGAAACUAUUCGGCGUUCGUUUGACGGACGGGUCGAUAAUCAAGAAGAGUGCGAGUAUGGGAAAUUUGUCGUCAGCGCACUACCAUAGCUCGUCAUCAGCGGCCGCUUCGCCUAACCCAGACUCUCCUUCUUCGGAUCACGUCCGUGACUCGAACCACGUGCCCGACGGGUACCUCUCUGAUGAGCCCACCGCACACACCUCAUCUAACCCUCGCGGAGAGAGAAAGAAAGGUGUUCCAUGGACUGAAGAGGAACAUCGGCUCUUUCUAAUUGGCCUCCAGAAAUUAGGGAAAGGGGACUGGCGGGGAAUAGCUCGAAACUUUGUUGUAUCAAGGACACCAACUCAGGUAGCAAGUCAUGCCCAGAAGUAUUUCAUCCGUCAAAGUAAUGUUACCCGAAGAAAGAGACGUUCAAGCCUUUUCGACAUGGUUCCAAAUGAUAUGGCUACAGAUACACCGGCAGUUCGGGAAGAACAAGUUUUGCCACCGUCUUCACGUGUAGAAGCGGAUAAUUCAAAUUCAACACCUUCAUUAAAUCUUUGUCUCAACUCUGAAUUUGAACACAGAGAUACUGCAGCACAAGAAACAGUUAAAGGAACCGAAGAAACCAUGAUGGUAUCAAGCGGAUACACACCUAUUGUCCACAGUUUCAUCUCACCUUACGCACCUGUUGCUUACCCAUUUUGGCCACCAAAUCUAGCCCCUAAUGAUGAAGGGAAGGGCAUAGAGGCAUCUCAACAUCAAGUACUGAAGCCUGUUCCGAUGUUUCCCAAGGAACCUGUGAAUGUAGAUGAACUAGUUGGAAUGUCUCAGCUCUGUAUAGGAGAGAGCGAGAAAGGGCAUAGAGAGCCUUCACCACUAUCCUUGAAACUGCUAGGAGAACCAUCAAGACAAUCUGCAUUUCAUGCAAAUGCCCCGGUUGGUGCCACAGACUUAGGCAAGGGCAAAACUGGUGUUAUCCAAGCUGUCUGAAAAUGCAGCCAAGGAAAGGGGUAUCUCUCUCUUAUCUAUGCCAUAUUUUCUUUUCAUUAUUGUGUUUUUGGGUAGUAAGAAAUUUCUGGGUCUAUAUAACAUGGGUUAGAUCAUUUAAGGGAAAUAUUUAUUCAUUCUAACUGUAAACAGGCUAUAGUUGUAAUAAUAAUCAAAUGGGUUAUAGUAUAAAAAAAAAAAUUCAAAUGGAUUAUGGCAGUCA